Molecule: messenger RNA, 1275 nt
Organism: Photinus pyralis (common eastern firefly)
Lineage: Eukaryota; Metazoa; Arthropoda; Insecta; Coleoptera; Lampyridae
Product: zinc finger protein 239-like
Exons: 1
Coding region: 124-1215 (363 amino acids)
Biological process (GO): regulation of transcription by RNA polymerase II
Molecular function (GO): RNA polymerase II cis-regulatory region sequence-specific DNA binding; DNA-binding transcription factor activity
Source: RefSeq, a predicted model, not a curated record
AAAUCAGUUCGUAUGAACGCACCUUUAGGUGACAGUUUUUGUUGUGGUAGCAUUCAAUCGAUCGUCCAGCUUCACUCAUAACCUCAAACAUUUAAUAAAGAAAUUUCAAACAGAAGAGAAGAAAUGGUAGAAAACUUGAAUGAAAAUGUUCUUUUAGGGGGCUUAAAUGCACAAUCGUGUCAAGAGAUCAUAAUAUUAGAUGAUUCUGGUGAGGGGCACAGAGUGAAUUAUCCCGAUAAUGUCUCUUCAAAUGAAACCGAGAAGAAGCCCUUUAAAUGCUCUCUUUGUAACUAUAAAGGCGCACAUAAAAGUUGUUUAGUCUAUCAUAUGCGUACUCACACAGGUGAAAAGCCAUACUCGUGCUCGCAGUGUGACUACAGUGCAGCAUUACGUAGCGCUGUAACAAAACAUAUGCGAAUUCACUCUUCGGUGCACAAUUGUGACCUGUGCUCUUUUAGCACCAGUGAUCGCAAGAUUUUACAUGCUCACAAAAAGAUUCAUGUGAACGAAAGACAACACAAAUGUGACCGGUGCGAGUAUAGUGCAAUGAGUGGCGCUCAGUUACGCAAACACCUGAUUACUCAUCUCGGAAUUAAACCCUUUAAAUGCACCCAAUGCGAUUACGGCGCACUCAGAAGGUACACGUUAAAGAUACACGAACGUAAGCACACCAGUCAAAAAGAUUACAAAUGUGAACUGUGCAAAUUCAGCUUCUUACGCCUGGACAGCCUCAAAAGCCACAUGCGAACCCACACAAAAGAAAAACCAUAUCAAUGCGCCCACUGCAACUACCGUGCCAACCGCAAGGUACUGUUGGACCUUCACAUAAUGACCCACACGGGAGAAAAGCCGUUUAAAUGCUACCAUUGCAAUUUCAGCGCUACCCGAAAAGGUGACCUGCAACGACACGUCCUAAUACACACCGGCGAAAAGCCCUUCAAAUGUUCCAAGUGUGAUUAUGCCGGUGUACAAAAAUCUAGUCUAGUCAGUCAUUUGCGAACGCACAGUGACGAUAAACCGUUCAAAUGUACGUAUUGUGAUUAUCGCACAUCGCAACCUAGUCUGCAUCGCAAACAUUUAAGACUUCACGAAAGUAAGAAGAAAGUUAACUCACCCCAAGAAGUCAUUGUUAAGGAAGAGUACGUUGAGAAAAACAUUUCGAACGAAGGGGGAUAUUUCAUUGACUGCGCGAUUAAAUCUGAAUUUAAUUGGUAGAUGCAUUUUUGUAUUUAUUCGUCUGUGAUUUUCUAUUUAUUAAAUUUAAUUUAUUGUACA